This is a messenger RNA of Erythranthe guttata (spotted monkey flower), 882 nucleotides long. RefSeq names its product elongation factor. Lineage: Eukaryota; Viridiplantae; Streptophyta; Magnoliopsida; Lamiales; Phrymaceae. The record is from RefSeq and is a predicted model, not a curated record.
AAGAAAAAAAAAAAUCCCACCGCACAGUGUCACGUGUCGGUGAAAACAUAAAGAAAUGUUUACAUGUGUGCGCAACCUCCAAAAAGUAUUACGUCUUUAUUAUUAUUUAGUGCCAAAACAAAAGCCAAAGAAUUUCUUCACAAGACUCUCUCUCUCUCUCUCUCUCUUCUCUCUCUCUAACUAACAAGUGUGUGUGUGUUUGUGUAUAUGUACAGACUACUACUACUACAGUUGUUUUUGGGAUAGAAUUUGAAAGGGGGUGGAGAGAGUACUAGAGAGUUGUUGUGGGGCGGCGGGUUAGGUGGUGGCGGUGGUGGUGAGUCGACUCGGCGGCGGAGGAAGGUGAUGGAGUGGUGGCACAGAGUGGUUUUCCCUGUUCGGAGAGUUUGGUGCUCUGUUUCUGCUCGUGUCAAGUCUCGCAAAAACGGUGCGGGGCUUCUGAAACUACACGAUGAUGUGCAAACAUGCGAGUACGAGGAUGUUCAGAUAAUGUGGGAGAUGUUGAGGAGGACUGAAUCGGAAAUAAUCUCGCAGAACGCCAAGCGGAAGAAUCGCUGGUUCUCGAGAAAUUUCGCGUGGUCCAAUCACGGCACGAUAGCUCAGCAAGAAGCAUCGUCGUCAGUUCCCGGUUUGGUUAUAUAGUCUUCUUAUGUGGUAGAAAUGACAAUGGUUCUUAAAAUGUGCCAUUAUGUGUACAUUAUAAGCAAACUAUAUAUAUAAUAUAUCUAUAUAUAUAUGUUAUGUAUGUAUGUACUUGUCCUUUUCAGUUUCUGCUCUGUAAAAUGACUGCACAAAAGUCAUUUCUUGUACAUAUUCACUUUGUUUUGCAAGGGAGUUUUUACAGUGGAAAAGAACCUUUGACUGGGCUGAUUUCACUUGCUU